AUGACUCAGCCCUUACAUGCAAGGUUUGCAGCACGGGCUGUCAAGAAUCCCAUGAUUAUGGAGAAGGAGCAUCAACUCACGGAUUCCAAGCAUCAUGUUCUGGUAGCGGCUACAGGCUCAGUGGCGGCUAUUAAAUUGGUGUUAAUUGUCAAGGCCCUUUUAACUUACGACGGCGUCGACGUGCAAGUUAUCCUUACAGAUCCAGCUCGUAAUUUUGUGGAAACCGAGGCCCUCACGUCUCUUGGAGUCAAAGUGUAUACUAAUGCCGAUGAUUGGACUUGCUGGAAUGGCUUGGAUAGUCCUAUCACGCAUAUAGAAUUGCGUCGCUGGGCUCAUUUGUUAUUGAUUGCUCCCUUGAGUGCAAAUACAAUGGCUAAAGUCGCUAGUGGAAUUUGUGAUAAUCUCUUAACCUCUUUGGUAAGAGCCUGGGCAUUGCAUAAACCGAUCCUGCUUGCACCUGCCAUGAACACAAUGAUGUGGACCAACCCCAUUACCCAAGAACAUAUGGAGACCAUUGGCCGUAUUUACAAAAAUACAGAGAUUAUCUUGCCCAUUGAAAAAGUCCUUGCUUGCGGAGACAUCGGAAUGGGCGGCAUGGCUGAAUGGCGAAACAUUGUAUCCAAAGUUGCGGAACACUUGCGUCUUGAACAUAAGAAGGUAGUGCCCAAUGCCGUGAAAAACAUUGAAAACCAAGAUGAGGAAGAGUCUAGCGGUACCGAUAAUGAAGAAUCCAAUUACGAUGAUAAUGAUGAUCAAGACUCUAAAGGACAAGAUAGUGAAACCGAUGAAGCAGCUCCUUCUUACAUCGACGUUACUCCCAAAGCCUCCUCUUUGCCUUCUAGUAACUCUUCAUCCAUCCUAGAACCCCCUACUUCCCAGCCUUCUUCGACCAAGAAAGCGUCCGCCAAGUUUGUCGCUCCAAGCGUACAUUCGGAGCAGCUUGCUCAAUAUCAAUCGCCUCAUCAACCCGGUUUAUCCUCCGUUCGAGCUCCUCCCAAACCCAGUCAUGAAGAAAACCAAUAUCUCGAUUUGAUUCGUUAUGUUAUGCAGUACGGAAGGUCUCGCCCUGAUCGUACUGGUACUGGUACUCGUUCUGUGUUUGCCCCCCCUCAAUUGCGCUUUUCUUUGCGUAAUCAAACACUUCCUUUGUUAACGACUAAACGCGUCUUUUUGCGUGGUGUUUUGGAAGAACUUUUAUGGUUCAUCCGUGGUGAUACUGACGCAAAUCACUUAACUGAAAAGGGUAUACAUAUUUGGGAUGGAAAUGGAAGUAGAGAAUUUCUUGACCUGCUUGGUUUGCAUCACCGUAGAGCUGGUGACUUGGGUCCGGUUUAUGGUUUUCAAUGGAGGCACUUUGGUGCUGAAUAUGUUGGCUGUGAUGCCGAUUACACAGGCAAAGGUGUAGAUCAGCUCGCAAAGGUAAUCCACACAUUGAAAACAAACCCCUAUGAUCGUCGUAUAAUCAUGUCUGCCUGGAACCCUCUUGCAAUGCCCGAGAUGGCUUUACCCCCAUGCCAUAUCUUUUGCCAGUUUUAUGUGAAUGAACCAAGUAAACUUGGUGGAAAGCCAGAGUUAUCUUGUAUGAUGUAUCAACGCUCAGCUGAUAUGGGUCUUGGAGUUCCUUUUAAUAUUGCAUCUUAUUCUGUUUUGACCCAUAUGGUUGCGUAUAUGUGCGGAUAUGAAGCUACUGAAUUUAUACAUGUUAUGGGCGAUUGUCAUAUUUACAACGACCAUUUUGAGGCCCUUCAAACACAGUUGGUUCGCACUCCAAAAGCUUUUCCUACAUUGUCAUUUAGACGUGAUGCGAGUGACAUUGGAAAAAUUGAUCAAUUCGGUAUAGAAGAUUUUAUUAUUGAAGGAUACGAACCUUGGGGGCCUAUCAAGAUGAAGAUGAGUGUAUAA
Messenger RNA from Schizosaccharomyces osmophilus, 1902 nucleotides. It is a transcript of the gene hal3, whose product is annotated as thymidylate synthase / protein phosphatase inhibitor moonlighting protein Hal3. The transcript has a single exon. Gene Ontology annotation, molecular function: thymidylate synthase activity. Gene Ontology annotation, biological process: dTMP biosynthetic process. Bases 1 to 1902 code for a protein of 633 amino acids. The record is from RefSeq and is a predicted model, not a curated record. NCBI's taxonomy places the organism in Eukaryota, Fungi, Ascomycota, Schizosaccharomycetes, Schizosaccharomycetales, Schizosaccharomycetaceae. Gene Ontology annotation, cellular component: cytosol; mitochondrion.